This is a messenger RNA of Cyphellophora europaea CBS 101466, 1266 nucleotides long. RefSeq lists its product as uncharacterized. The coding region runs from base 1 to 1266 and encodes 421 amino acids. The record is from RefSeq and is a predicted model, not a curated record. The transcript has a single exon. Gene Ontology annotation, molecular function: ATP binding; protein serine/threonine kinase activity. Lineage: Eukaryota; Fungi; Ascomycota; Eurotiomycetes; Chaetothyriales; Cyphellophoraceae. Gene Ontology annotation, biological process: peptidyl-serine phosphorylation; peptidyl-threonine phosphorylation.
AUGUCGUUGACUCGGCAGUCAAUCGUCCUUGCGAGAAAAACGUUUUUUGGAGGUGAGGCUGAGGCCCGCAACAAUUAUCUCAACGAAGUCCGCUUCGACGAAUUCCUUCGAGGUACUCUGAACAGCUCGGAAGAGAUUCAUGAAAAUAUCAUGACUGCCUUCUGCGGCUAUGGUAAUAUGGUGGAUAGUAAAGCAACCUGGAGCAUUUUCUAUCACCGCGCGCAGUGCAGCCUCACCGAAUAUCUUGCCAAUGACAACUACUUCCCGAUAACAUCUCGUGGUAGGCUUGAACAUAUCUACCAGAUGCUCUGCAUUGCCAACGCGCUCAAGUGGAUGGCCGAUAGGACACAUGAUGGGGUACAGGGCCCCGUCGAGUUAGGAUACUACCAUUGUGACUUGAAACCAAGCAAUAUUCUGGUUUUCAUCACAGAAGGUGAUCCCAGCAAACUGACCUUCAAGGUCAGCGAUUUCGGUCGUGCGGUGCCUAGCUCAAAUGCUUCCGGACCUGGUCGCAGUAUGAACAGAUCGAGUACUGUUCCAGUCGAAGCUAUCGACUCUAUGUGCAGUGCUCCGGAAAUGUCGGGGAAAAUCCCUGUUGUGGGUUCAAGAUCCGAUGUUUGGUCCUUCGGCUGUAUCCUCUUGCUCGUUCUUGUGUUCAAUGCGCAUGGAAUGGCUGCUGUGGCCGAGUUUACCAGCAGUCUUCUCAGGACGGCCGCUACCGACAGCUUCUGGGAGCCUAGGCACAAGUCGUUCGGCAGGACUGCAGACAUAGUGGUGAAAGCAGAGGUGUCUAAUUGCAUUGAACAGUUGCGAAAUCUAACCAGAGACAACACUGACUGGGUUGUGGUGGAUGGCCUUCUGACAUUGCUGGAAAAAGAGAUCCUGAUAACGAACCGGAAAAAAAGAGCCCGACUCGACAGAUUGAUCGCGCAGAUGGCAGAAAGAUACAACAGCAGAUAUCAAGUCACACCCAAAGAGGAGAAGCGAAAUAGGCAAGCUCAGUACCUUCUAUGUGCUCAGUCGCCUCGAGGAGAAUUCGAACUUUUUCACGAGAAAGGAGAUCGCCGAACUCUUUUCAUCUGGCGCUUCGGUUGGACUGGUCCUUUACAUGAACUGCGGCCCAUGAGCCCUCCGAAAGAUUCAGAGAACAUACUACCGCAGUUGAACCCACACUCUGAUUCUUGCGCCAGCGAAAAGAUCUGUCAAGUGGUUUCUAAUCGUGAUCCGUUUGAGGUGGGUCUUGUUGAGCAAGGAUGUAUCCAUUGA